UGAUUCGAAAGAUAUCUCAUAAGAGGAACGUGACAUCUUAUAUCCCUCAAUCUGUUCAUUAUUCGUAUCAAAUAUGAUAACAAUCGUUGUCCAAUUAGCAUAGGCUCAGCUUGUAGCUUGUCUAAGGCGACAUGAAAAGCACUUGGGGUCGAAAACGAAGGCCCUGACUGUUAAACGAAGAUUAACUUGAAGUAAAAAUUUCCUCACUGCGUUCACUUCGCCCAUCUAUCACUUGACCUUUGCUAUUGAGUGAUUGUGAUAUUGUGAUAUUGAGAUCCCUGAUCUCGAAAUAAGACUAGAUCAAGCAACUCUAUAUUUUUGCCGCCAUUACUAAGGGACCAACACAUCGAAAGAUGUUUAAAAAAACUAUGGAAAACAUAGCAACACAUGGCCAAAUUAUACUUUAAGAAAACGCUGAAGAUGAAAAACAACCUUUGUGGCGAAACUAGAGCAUUUUGAUCAUAUUUCAUCAUAUUCCAUCGUAUUUUUAGCUUAUCUAUAAGCUGAUUUAUCUCUUAGUUAUGUUCAUGUAGUUACAUGUUGAAAAUUCUUGAUUAUUCUCGUAUAAAUCUACAAUAUAUUUGCCCCUUAUUUGCGAAAGUUGGUCCCUUAGUAAUGGCGGCGCUCCUUAUUUUUUGUCUUCAACUUUUGUGCCAGAUGCUUGUUCCAGUCUUAUUUCGAGAUCAGUGAUUGAAAUCAGUUGUAAUAUACCACAAUGCCACACGCGCCUGUUAUUUUCCGUUGGCGCGUUGUUCAAACUACCAUCAAAAUCUUCAUGAAAAUUGUGUUGAAAGACUUGCAGAAAUGUUUAUUUUUUUGACCAGAAGCAUUAUGGAAAACAAUAUAUUACAAUUUUGUAUGAUUUUUUUGAUCAUAAAAAAAUGAAUGCUGUUUCUUCUGAUGUUUUCUGCGAUUCCAUAGAGAAUUAUGAGGUGCUGGAUUUGCUUGGUCGAGGUGGAUUUGCGUGUGUUUAUCGAGCAAGAUGUUUGGUAAACAAUCGUGUAGAAGUUGCUAUAAAAAUGAUUGACAAGAAACACAUGAAGAAGAGUGGCUUAGUUAAAAGAGUUAGAAAUGAAGUUGAAAUUCAUUGUCAGCUUAAACAUCCGUCAAUUCUCGAGCUGUUUAGCUAUUUUGAAGAUACAAACUAUGUCUACUUGGUUGUUGAACUUUGCCACAAUGGUGAAGUCAAUCGUUAUAUGAAGAAGACUGGAAAACCAUUCGAAUGCCAGGCUCGUAAAAUCAUGUGUCAAGUUGUGAAUGGUUUGUUAUAUCUUCAUUCUCACGGUAUCCUACAUCGGGAUUUAACACUUGCAAAUUUGUUGCUUACUAAAGAUAUGAAUGUUAAAAUUGGUGAUUUUGGUCUUGCUACUCAACUUCGCAUACCUAAUGAAAAACACUACACAAUGUGUGGAACACCUAAUUUUAUAUCACCGGAAGUAGCCACUCGUGGUCCUCAUGGUAUGGAGUCUGAUGUUUGGUCUGUUGGUUGUAUGUUGUAUACACUAGUUGUUGGAAAACCACCAUUUGAGACUGGGGCUGUAAGAACUUUGAAUAAAGUUGUAUUGGGAGAGUAGAUUCCACAAUAUAUAUCACCUGAAAUAUGUGAUUUAAUCUCCAAGUUACUCAAAAAAAAUCCAGCUGACAGACUCCCAUUAUCAGGAAUUUUGGAUCAUCCAUUUCUACUUGGGAAACGAACUCGUGAUUGGAACGUUAGCUCAGAAUCUUUGAGCGAUGGAAAACAACAGAAUUAUGACAGCGGAAACAGCACGAUGGCAACAACUCUCACUGGUAUAACUAACCAAUCCAACCUUCACUUUACCAGUAGAUCCAUUGAUAUCCUACCUCGUCCCAUAUCUCGUCAAAGUCAAUCCAAAUGUAACCCGUUUCAUCCUUCGUCACCCCCCGUCAAGGAACGUUCGAAUCGUUAUCAAUCUAGUUGUACAUUAGGUCAGCUGGAUUCUGUGCCCAAUUACAAACAACCAUUACAUUCAAGAUCUUGGCUGAGUGAAAUUUCUAAGAAAUUACGUGAACAAUCUAAAUGCUCCUCUAAAGACGACAAACAUCCAUCAGUGUCCUCUCAUGUCCCCAAAUCACGUGACCAUGAUUCUUAUUGCUCGAGAAAAUUUGUGAAACAUUCCAUGGUUGAAGAUGAAAAGAGAACAGGCUGGAAUGAACACAAUGAAAAUAAUUGGAGACAGGAGAGCUUACUAACAAAACAUGUCACAUUAAACCUACUUGUGAUCAUGAUGUAAGUGAAGAGAUCACAUGAUCGAUCAUGUGACCAGCAUGAAAAAAAGACCAAAUCUAUAAGUGAUAUAGUGGAACCAUUGAAUUGCGAACGUUUAAAGCCAAUCAGGCAGAAAACAAGAAAUGCAGUUGUUAGCAUUACUGAGGAAAAUGAAGUUUGUUUGGAAUUUCUUCAGGAGAAAGAAAAUUUAAAUUAUGUUAUUGAAGUGUUGAGAAUAUCUUCAAAUGGAAUGAAAAUAACAACAUAUCAUCCAGAUGGAAUUCAUGGCGCUACACUACAAUCUCAUCCUUCACCACCUCCAUCAAAAUCUAAGAUAAAUUUCUAUCUUUAUUGCUCGCUACCAAUGAAAUAUUGGAAGAAAUAUCAAUAUGCAGCUCGAUUUGUUGACUUGGUACGCAAGAAGACACCAAAGAUCACAUUGUAUACGAAAUUGACCAAAUGUAUGUUGAUGGAAAAUUCGCCGAAUGCAGAUUUCGAAGCUUGCUUUUACAAUGGAGCAAAAGUACAACAGUCUCAAGAAUGUACAAAGAUUGUUGAAGCUAGUGGUGUAUCAUAUACACUGGAAUCUAUUGGUGGUAAAGAUGGUAUUCCUAAUGAAAUGAGAUCGACUAUUGAACAUUUUUACUCAGCUUACGCACAAUGUCUUCAACUUGAUCGUGUGUUAACUUCUGCUCAAGAAGAAUGCAACGGAACUGCACAGUUUUUCCCUAUCAUUGUUUGUAGACGACCUUCAUUAUCAAAUAAAGUAUCGUUACUUCAUUCAGAGUCACGCACAAAUAACGACAGAUUGAGGAAUAAUAAUGAAACAUCUUCUACUGCUUCAACUUCACCUGUUCCCAUUGUGCAUGUGUCGACGAUGAAGUCUUAUCAUGACAUCACAAGUGAUUUAUAUAAGACGUCAUUUUCAAAAUCUGUUAACGAGAACGUGUCGACAAGUGCAGGAAAUAAUUCAACAAAAGUCCUGAAAAAAGAACUAGCAAAUUCUAUUGAGACUGAAGCAAAAGUUUUGAAAAGCAUUUUUAUCACAGACAUUGGUUGGUCUUCACAGAUGUCAAAUGGUGAGAUUUGGAUGCAAUACAAUGACGGUUCACAGUUAUUAGUUCAUUCUGAACCUGGUCGUCUUAAGUUCAUUGAUAAAUAUGGUUUGAUGACGAGGUUUACAAAGAAAGACAGAAUUCCAGAUGAAGUUAAAAGAAACUUGCUGGUUUGCCUGAUGUCAUCAAAUUAUUUGUCUCAGCUUCGUGACACAUUAAUUAUAACUUUGUACACUAUAUAUGAAAUAUCUGUAAAGUUUUCAAGUAACCAUUUAUGUAAAACUUAAUAACCAGAAUUGUCGCCAUUGUGGAAUCUUGAAAUUACUCUUAACGCUGAUUUGUGCAAUAGUUAUUAUUUUAAAAGAGAUACAUAUUUAUAUACAUAAAA
This is a messenger RNA of Xenia sp. Carnegie-2017, 3670 nucleotides long. RefSeq names its product serine/threonine-protein kinase PLK4-like. Lineage: Eukaryota; Metazoa; Cnidaria; Anthozoa; Malacalcyonacea; Xeniidae. Gene Ontology annotation, biological process: protein phosphorylation. Gene Ontology annotation, molecular function: protein kinase activity; protein binding; ATP binding. The record is from RefSeq and is a predicted model, not a curated record.